Arvicola amphibius (Eurasian water vole) is the source of this 836-nucleotide messenger RNA. It is a transcript of the gene Mix23, whose product is annotated as mitochondrial matrix import factor 23. Lineage: Eukaryota; Metazoa; Chordata; Mammalia; Rodentia; Cricetidae. Bases 201 to 635 code for a protein of 144 amino acids. Gene Ontology annotation, cellular component: mitochondrion; mitochondrial intermembrane space. The record is from RefSeq and is a predicted model, not a curated record. The transcript is spliced from 6 exons.
GCGAAGGGUGGAGGACGCGGCCAGGUGCCCAGCCUGCCCGGGCCUGAAGACCGAGGAGAGAGGGGACAGAGUGGAAAGGCUCGGAGGAAGGCGACCCGCGCUCUCCGCUCCGGGCUCCCACCACUUGCUAUCAGGCAGCACCGCGGACACCUCUGCUCCACGGUGAUUGGCCAGCGGCGGGGUCCUCGCGGUCGUCCAAUAUGGCGGCGCCCAGUGGAGGUGUGAACUGUGAAGAGUUCGCCGAGUUCCAGGAACUACUCAAGGUGAUGAGGACAAUUGAUGACAGAAUAGUACAUGAAUUAAACACUACGGUGCCAACAGCUUCCUUUGCAGGGAAGAUUGAUGCCAGCCAAACCUGUAAACAGCUUUAUGAGUCUUUGAUGGCAGCUCAUGUCAGUAGGGACAGAGUUAUAAAGAACUGUAUAGCCCAGACCUCAGAAGUGGUAAAAAGUCUCCGAGAGGAAAGAGAGAAGAACCUGGAUGACUUAACGUUAUUAAAGCAGCUUAGAAAAGAACAGACAAAGUUGAAAUGGAUGCAGUCAGAACUAAAUGUUGAAGAAGUGGUGAAUGACAGGAGCUGGAAGGUGUUUAAUGAACGCUGCCGAAUUCACUUCAAGCCUCCAAAGAAUGAGUAGAGAGAGUUUUUUUUUUUUUUUUUUUUAAAAAAAAAAAAAAGACCUGGUCAUCUCAUCAACUAAGCAUGACAGACGUCAUCAGGGCAGGCUCCAGGGGAUGGUCUCCGAGCCAGCAGGCCAAUUCUCAUAAUUAUAAUAAUCAAUUACUAUUUUAUACUGAUUCUGUACAAAUGUUUUGUAACUAUUAAAAUAAUUUUCUGA